AUGACCGCCAACGUCCCCUCUACUGGGGCCACGAUACCUCCGCUAGAGCAAACGCUCAGUCCUUCCACCCUUCACACGCUCGAAUCUCUCAAGCUCAAGGCAGAUUCAUUGAAACAGUCCACUCAGUCUCUCAUUGAUACGCUCUGUACCGCUGCACCACCGCCACCGUGGCCCGAGAUUUUAUCCAAAUACACCGUCUUGCUCUCUCAAACUCAUACGCUCUCGACUUCUCUCGUCGACAAUAAUGUGAACCUCACCAACUUGGCACUUCAUCAAAGCAUCCCGCUCACCGAAACGCAAUUUGAGAGCGAGUUCAUCGUCUUAUUGCGAACGCUGCAGACGAAUGAGGUUUUGACAAAGGAGAGCGCGACCGUUCGUCGUCUGGCGGAGCGCAUGCGCACGAAGGGUUCCCUUGGGCCCGUCAGCGUGCCCACCCAAAAUGGAGCUGGCAGUGGACUUGGACCGAGCACCUCAAUAUCGCACGAAGAAGUUCUACAGGAGUGCACGGAGAUCAAAGAGGAACACGAUCGAAGGGUUGACCGCGCAGUGAGGGCUGUGGCGAUGCUCAGGGAGAAGUUUGACUGGAAGUCGCGAGUCGCGGUGGAGACUGAGGAGCCAGAGGAGGUGGAUUGGGCGGCAGAGAUGCGAAUUGGAGUGGAUGAGGGCGUCAAGGUCCUGGAAGGGUCCGAGGUAGGCAGCAGUGUUGGUGACGAGGAAGAGCUGGAGGUCGUUCUCGGGACUGGCGCUGAUGCAACACCAGAGCCAGGUCAGCCUGAUACGCCGAUGGCGACCGAAUGAUCUCGUUGUAUUCAGCAAUUUAUUCGCUGCGUUGUUCAUUUUUAAAGAUCUCUCUACUCCAUUAUAGCUUGAGCUAAGUCUGGCAGAAGUCCCUGCAGAGACUAGCAGUGUGGUUCAACGUGCAACGUUGCAUCCUCGCUACUUUCCCCCUGCUCGUGAACUGAACUUCAGAUUUUAGUAGAGAACGUAGAGAUUGC
Stereum hirsutum FP-91666 SS1 is the source of this 995-nucleotide messenger RNA. RefSeq lists its product as uncharacterized. The record is from RefSeq and is a predicted model, not a curated record. The coding region runs from base 1 to 798 and encodes 265 amino acids. Gene Ontology annotation, cellular component: mediator complex. The transcript is spliced from 2 exons. Gene Ontology annotation, biological process: regulation of transcription by RNA polymerase II. Gene Ontology annotation, molecular function: transcription coregulator activity. Lineage: Eukaryota; Fungi; Basidiomycota; Agaricomycetes; Russulales; Stereaceae.